GGGCGGGGCGGGGCGGGGCGGGGCCGGACCGGACGGCGGGGCCGGAGAAGCUGGUGCUGCUCCCGAGCCCAGCGCGCCCGGGUCCCGACGCCGGCUCCAGCCUUCCUUCCUCGCAUCGCCUCGCUCGCUCUGCCCCGGCUCCGCUCCUGGCUCCGCUCCUCCGGGCGUCAGACCGCCGGGGCUGCGGGAUUCCCGCUCCGACUUUGCCCGGGCGGCCCCCGCCUGCACCCCGGAGCCGCCGGGCUCGCGCGCGGGUCCCGGUAACUGUCGCCCCGGCCCCCGAGGCGCUUUCCCGCCGGCGGCCCGGGCGCGGCGUUCGGGCGGCGGAGGCGUGAGAGCGCGGCUUCCCGGCCCGGGGUCCGCGGCCGCCCGACCUACCCCGCCUCGGCCCGGCGCCCCGCAGCCGCGGCCCCUUCCGAGCGCAGGGGCCGGCGGCCGGGGAGGGCGGGCGUGUUCAAUGGAAGUAUGUUACCAGCUGCCGGUGCUGCCCCUGGACAGGCCGGUGCCCCAGCACGUCCUCAGCCGCCGAGGGGCCAUCAGCUUCAGCUCCAGCUCCGCGCUCUUCGGCUGCCCCAAUCCGCGGCAGCUCUCCCAGAGGCGUGGAGCUAUUUCCUAUGACAGCUCGGACCAGACUGCGUUGUACAUUCGUAUGCUAGGAGAUGUACGCGUAAGGAGUCGAGCAGGAUUUGAAUCAGAAAGAAGAGGUUCUCAUCCAUAUAUUGAUUUUCGUAUUUUUCACGCUCAAUCUGAAAUUGAAGUUUCAGUAUCUGCAAGGAAUAUCAGAAGGUUACUAAGUUUCCAGCGGUAUCUUAGAUCAUCACGUUUUUUUCGUGGUACUUCUGUUUCAAACUCUCUAAAUAUUUUAGAUGAUGAUUAUAACGGACAAGCCAAGUGUAUGCUGGGAAAAGUUGGAAAUUGGAAUUUUGAUAUCUUUCUAUUUGAUAGACUAACAAAUGGAAAUAGUCUAGUAAGUUUAACCUGUCAUUUAUUUAGUCUUCAUGGAUUAAUUGAAUACUUCCAUUUAGAUAUGGUGAAACUUCGUAGAUUUUUAGUUAUGAUUCAAGAAGAUUACCACAGCCAGAACCCGUACCACAACGCCGUCCACGCUGCCGACGUCACUCAGGCCAUGCACUGUUACCUGCGAGAGCCCAAGCUUGCCAACUCCGUAACUCCUUGGGAUGUCUUGCUGAGCUUAAUUGCAGCUGCCACGCAUGAUCUGGAUCAUCCAGGCGUUAAUCAACCUUUCCUUAUUAAAACUAACCAUUACUUGGCAACUUUAUACAAGAAUACCUCAGUCCUGGAAAAUCACCACUGGAGAUCUGCAGUGGGGAUAUUGAGAGAAUCCGGUUUAUUCUCUCAUAUGCCAUUAGAGAGCAGGAAACAAAUGGAGACUCAGAUAGGUGCUUUGAUACUAGCCACAGACAUCAGCCGCCAAAACGAGUAUCUGUCGUUGUUUAGGUCCCAUUUGGAUAGAGGCGACUUAUGCCUGGAAGAUGUCAGGCAUAGACACUUGGUUUUACAGAUGGCUUUGAAAUGUGCUGAUAUUUGUAACCCAUGUCGGACCUGGGAACUAAGCAAGCAGUGGAGCGAAAAAGUAACAGAGGAAUUCUUCCAUCAAGGAGACAUAGAGAAGAAGUAUCAUUUGGGUGUUAGUCCAUUUUGUGAUCGUCAGACUGAGAAUAUUGCCAACAUCCAGAUUGGUUUUAUGACAUACCUAGUGGAGCCUUUAUUCACAGAGUGGGCCAGGUUUUCCAACACCAGGCUGUCCCAGACGAUGCUCGGACACGUGGGGCUGAACAAAGCCAGCUGGGAGGGGCUGCAGAGAGAACUGCCCAGCAGCGAGGACCCCGAAGUUGCGUUCGAGGAGCUGAACUCAUAGUUAUUACCUCAGGAAACCGGUUGUCAUUACCCAGAACCGAGGACAGGCUGCCUCCUGGAGGUUAGAACGUGACGUGGGGGCUGGAGGUGAGGGAACUGACUCGACUGCAAGGUUUCCGGGUGGAUGAUGCCAGGAUCUCCUCUGUCGGUCACUUGAACCCACUUUUUAAUUCUGACCUGAACACAGCAAUAUGGAUAUGGCUCUCCUGGGAAACCUGGAAUCUGCAAAGCCCAGCAGGCGUGAAUCCGAAAGGAGACAAAGGAAGCUUUGCGGAGUGCCAGGUGUUUCUCAAAGCAUUUAUUUACUCUUUGAACAUGAAACUUGAACGGAACCUGUCAGCAGAAAUCUCUCGGGAUUUAACCAGUCUCAUGCAGCCUGUGUGUCUGUACCUCCCACUGAGUUCUCUGAGAAACGGAAAUGUGAAGUGCCCAGCUCUGCUGCCUCUGGCCAGACUUGAUGUUUACAAAUCCACUCUGAAAUUCUGGUUCUACAUUUGCCUUGGAGCAUAACUGCUAAGGAACCACUAAGAACUUUACAGAUCAAACUUUACACUGCAGCUCCUUUCCCCUGGUUUGCCUUCCUUCUCCUCUGGAUGCCACCAAAGCCCUCGCGUGCUCUGGUUUUGUCUGUGCACUGAACACUGCACUGUCCUAGCGUGCGCCCAGCCUCCCUCCAGGGCUGGUCGGCAGUGCCCUUCCUUUAACGCUUAGUUUUCAUUGGGGGCGGGAGGGCAGCGCACCCGUGUCCUAGCUGUAUUAUGAUUCUGCAGUGAAGACAUUGCAUGUUGUUUUCACUACUGUACACUUGACCUGCACAUGCAAGAAAAGGUGGAAUGUGUAAAACACCGUAAUCAGCUCAGGGUAUUGCCAAUCUGAAAUAAAGUGGGAUGGGGAAGUGUGCCCUUCAGAGCAAGGUACUAAAGCCCCUUUCGCUGCAGUGAGAGGUAUGUUGUGUGUGGAUGGGCGGAUGUGUGUCUGUGUGCAUGUUGUGCAUGUGUGACUAUGCAUGUGUUCUAUUUAUCCUUGUGGGAAAGGAUCGGACAUGGACACUCUUAUUUAUUUUAGAAUGUGCCGUGAGGGGCAGCCCCCGGGGGGUGGGGGAGGGAGCUGUGACGGAUGCUCCAGUUGCCUUAAACUAUGCACAAAGCUAAGUGACCAAACUUCCUGUUAUGAUUUGAAAAAAGUGCAUUGUUUUCUCGUCUCCCCCCUCUCCCCUUUUUGAUGAAACGCGACCCUUUGAUGGGCCUUUUGAUGUGAACAGACGUUUUCUAGGACAAAAAUCUAAGGACUAAUUUUAAACUUAAAACAUUCCACUUUUGUAAUUUGUUUUAAAUUGUUCUAUGUAUAGUAAGCACAACUGUAAUCUAGUUUUAAGAAAAACCAGUGCUUUCUUUUAGUUCCAUUGUAUUUCCCUUGUUACUGUAAAAGACUGUUUAUCAAUUAUGUUUACAGUUUGUUGCAACAGCCAUUUUCUUGGGAGAAAGCUUGAGUGUGAAGCCAUUUGUAAAAGGCUUUGCCAUACUCAUUUUAAUAUGUGCCUGUUGCUGUUAACUUUUGAUAAAUAAAAAGCUACCUUUUCACAUUUUA
Pipistrellus kuhlii (Kuhl's pipistrelle) is the source of this 3465-nucleotide messenger RNA. RefSeq names its product phosphodiesterase 7A (gene PDE7A). NCBI's taxonomy places the organism in Eukaryota, Metazoa, Chordata, Mammalia, Chiroptera, Vespertilionidae. Bases 458 to 1879 code for a protein of 473 amino acids. The transcript is spliced from 13 exons. The record is from RefSeq and is a predicted model, not a curated record. Gene Ontology annotation, molecular function: 3',5'-cyclic-AMP phosphodiesterase activity.